Molecule: messenger RNA, 1587 nt
Organism: Lodderomyces theae
Lineage: Eukaryota; Fungi; Ascomycota; Pichiomycetes; Serinales; Debaryomycetaceae
Gene: GIT1
Product: Git1p
Exons: 1
Coding region: 1-1587 (528 amino acids)
Biological process (GO): transmembrane transport; carboxylic acid transport
Cellular component (GO): plasma membrane
Molecular function (GO): carboxylic acid transmembrane transporter activity
Source: RefSeq, a predicted model, not a curated record
AUGUCCACUACCAAGAACCAAGCUGAGAAAACCUCUGAGGUUGUCGAAACUACACAAGCAGAAGAAGUUGGCCCAUCAUACAGCAAUGAAGUCACUCAACCAUCACAGAAACAACACUACACGUAUGACGCAGAAGCAAGACGCCAUCGUUUGGAUGGGGGUGUCAAAGUCAGAGACGCCUUGAUGAUUCUUUGUGCUGGGUUUGCAUUGAUCUCAGAUGGAUACCAAAACAACGUCAUGUCAAUGUUGAACAAGGUAUUUGCCAUAGAAUACCCCAAGGUUUACGACACAAACAUGUCAACACAAGUGUCUAAUGCAUCGUUGGUGGGUACCAUUUUUGGCCAACUUGUGAUUGGAUUCUGUACCGAUUUGAUCAGUAGGAAAGCAGCCAUCGUUAUUGCCACCUGCUUUUUGGUGUUUGGUAGUGCAUUAUGUGCUGCAUCCCAUGGCAAAACCGUGACUGGUAUGUUUUGGAUGUUGACCAUUAUGAGAGGGGUAACCGGAUUCGGUAUUGGUGCUGAGUACCCUUCAAGUUCAGUCACUGCUAGUGAAGCAGCAAACGAGUCGGUGAAAAGGAGAGGUAUGGCAUUCAUUUUGGUAACCAAUGUGCCAUUGUCAUUCGGCGGGCCAUUUGCAUCAAUCAUUUUCCUCAUCGUCAACAAAAUCACCAAGACCCAUUACGAUGCAUUGUGGAGAACCAUGUUUGCCGUUGGAUGUUUUUGGCCAUUAUCGGUUUUCUUCUUCAGAAUGAAGAUGGUUACUAGUGUAUUGUUCAAAAAGAAUGCCAUCAGACGUAGGCCACCGUAUUGGCUAGCCCUCAAAUACUACUGGCCAAGGUUACUCGGAACAACUGUUACUUGGUUCUUGUAUGAUUUUGUCACCUUCCCCAAUGGUAUCUUUUCUGCCACCAUUAUUUCCAAUGUGAUUUCCGAUACUAAAGAUUUGGAAAAGAUUGCUGAAUGGAAUUUGUUGCUUGGAGCUAUUGCAUUGCCAGGAUGUUUUGUUGGUGCAUAUCUCGUUGAUAAGCUUGGAAAAAAGUACACCAUGUUGAUUGGUUUCAUUGGGUACAUUGUGUUUGGGCUUAUUGUUGGUAUCGCUUACUACAGAGUCAAAAAGAUAACCGCAUUGUUUAUCGUUCUUUACGGAUUGAUGCAAAGUUGUGGUAAUGCCGGUAUGGGAAACGUGUUGGGUUUAGUCUCAAGUGAGUCAUUUGCUACUCCAGUCAGGGGCACAGGUUAUGGUAUCAGUGCCAUCAUUGGUAAGGUUGGUGCUGUUUGUGGCACCAAAGCCUUUGGCCGUGUCUUGACCAUUGGUGGGUCCAAAGCAAGUGGACAAAGAUGGACGUUUAUCAUUGCUGCCUGUUGUGGUGUGGUGGGAGUCAUUUUCACCUGGAUCUUUAUCCCCCAUUUGAAAACUGAUGAUUUGAUGGAGGAAGAUGUCAAGUUUAAGAAUUAUCUCAGAGAUCAAGGCUGGAAUGGUAAUAUUGGCCUUGAGGAGGAGGACGAGGAAAAGAGCGUCGAUAGCUCUGUGGAUUCUGAUGCUGUCGAAUUGCAGGAACAGAAACCAAUUGAGUACAAGGGAAACUAA